AUGCUUAAGGAAUUCCUACGUAACGAUGGGGAGCGACCAUUCAAACUCCCAAUGCCUGAUGUAAUCAGAGAGGAUAAGUCUGCCUGGAGGACAGAUGAAGAAUUUGGACGGGAAAUGCUUGCUGGAGUAAACCCUGUCAUCAUUCGUCGCCUGCAGGAGUUUCCACCUGCCAGCAAGCUUGACCCUGAAGAAUAUGGAAAUCAAACCAGUACAAUCAAAAGGGAGCACAUAGAGAAGAACAUGAAUGGGCUCCCUGUGGAUGAAGCACUUGAGAAUAACAAGCUCUUCAUAUUAGAUCAUCAUGAUGCACUGAUGCCUUACCUGCAAGACAUUAACUCGACUACCACAAAGACUUAUGCCAGCCGAACGAUCCUAUUACUCCAAAACAAUGGGACAUUGAAGCCACUGGCAAUUGAGUUGAGCUUACCACAUCCACAAGGAGUCAAAUAUGGAGUCACCAGCCAAGUCUUCACUCCAGCAGAGCAUCGACUUGAAGGUUCAGUAUGGCAGCUAGCCAAAGCUUAUGCUGCUGUAAAUGAUUCUGGCUAUCAUCAGCUCAUUAGCCACUGGUUAAAUACCCAUGCAGUAAUAGAACCGUUUGUGAUUGCAACAAACAGACAAUUAAGCGUGCUUCACCCAAUUUAUAAGCUUCUUCAUCCCCAUUUCCGUGAUACAAUGCAUAUAAAUGCCUUGGGUCGGCAAACCCUCAUCAAUGCAGGUGGGGUAAUGGAGAUGACAGUCUUUCCAACAAAAUUUUCCAUGGAAAUGUCUUCUUUUAUAUACAAGAACUGGGUUUUCACAGACCAGGCACUACCUACUGAUCUGCUCAAACGAGGAGUGGCAGUUCCAGACUCAAGCCAGCCACAUGGGCUCAAACUUCUAAUAGAAGAUUAUCCUUAUGCAGUUGAUGGGCUUGAAAUCUGGUCUGCAAUCGAAACCUGGGUCACAGAAUAUUGCUCUUUCUAUUACCCUACAAAUGACACAAUCCAAAGCGACUCUGAACUUCAAGCAUGGUGGAAGGAGCUCCGGGAAGUGGGCCAUGGUGACAAGAAACAUGAGCCAUGGUGGCCUAAGAUGCAGAAAAAAGAUGAACUCAUCCAAACCUGCACCAUUAUCAUAUGGGUGGCUUCUGCUCUACAUGCAGCUGUCAAUUUCGGGCAAUAUUCUUAUGCUGGCUACCUUCCAAACCGCCCGACCAUAAGUCGCCGCUUCAUGCCUGAGCCAGGCACUCCCGACUAUGCUGAGCUUGAGUCAAACUUUGAUAGGGCCUUCCUGAAGACAAUCACAAGCCAGUUCCAAACCCUGCUAGGUGUUUCUCUGAUAGAGAUUUUGUCCCGGCAUUCUUCAGAUGAGAUUUAUCUAGGGCAGAGAGACACUCCUGAAUGGACUUCUGAGGCUGAACCGAGAGAGGCAUUUGAUAGAUUUGGAAGAAAUUUGAUAGAAAUCGAAGGCAGAAUAAUGGAUAGAAACAAUGACAAGAGAUGGAAAAACCGAGUUGGGCCAGUCAAAGUGCCUUACACCUUGCUCUAUCCUAGCACAUCAGAUACGAGUAAAGUCGGAGGACUUACAGGCAAGGGAAUUCCCAACAGUGUCUCAAUAUGA
Molecule: messenger RNA, 1602 nt
Organism: Ilex paraguariensis (yerba mate)
Lineage: Eukaryota; Viridiplantae; Streptophyta; Magnoliopsida; Aquifoliales; Aquifoliaceae
Source: the annotation of a GenBank genome assembly